AUGGCCCCGGUGGCGCUCAGGCGCCAUUUUGUGUCACUCGGUGCCACCUCGGUGCCACUUUGGGGCCUCUCGGUGUCACCUCUGGUGCCAUUUUUGUCACUUUGUGACCUCCGGGGGAACGCCCUGCGCUGGCUCCUGGCCUGGGGCCGCGCCCGCCCCUCCCCCCCAGGGGGCCGCUGCCGAGCGCCCCUCCCCCACCUGGGCGUGGCCCUGGCGCAGCUCCGCCCCCAGCAGCUCCAGUGCCAGAGGCACGAGCUGCGUCCGUUCCAGACGCUGCCGUUCUCGUCCCUGGGCGCCGCCCCCGCGUCCCUCGGGGGCCACCCCUGGGUGUUCGUGGCGCAGCCGGAGCUCGGCGCCAGCUCGGGGGCAAACAAAGGAAAAAUGAGGGGGAGGUUCCGGGCUCAGAGCGUGGUCAAUGGCUCGUCCCCGGCGUCCUGCCACCCCGUGGUGGUGGCCGACACGCCGCUCCUGGUGGUGGCCCAGCCGCGCGGCGGCUCCUGGGUGCGGCGCCGCUCGGGCUCCUCCUUCGUGCGCCGCCAGUCCCUGGGCCAGGGCCGCCUGCGCCGUCCCCAUGCCGUCACCUCCGCCCGCCUGGGCGGCUGCCUCUACCUGGGCGUGGCCGACGGCUCCAAGGGCGGCGUCUCCGCCGUGUUCCGCCGGGCUUCCGGAGCCUUCUACCCGGCGCAGGCGCCGCGGCCGUGGCGGCGCGACACGCGCCUGGAGUUCCUGGAGCUGGGCGGCCGCGCGGCGCGGGUGGCCCGCGGCGCCGCCAGGAGGCCCCGGGCGUUCCUGCGGGGCGCCGGCGGCUUCGCGCCGCACGCGGACGUCCCGCACGCGCCCGACGUCUACGCGGCCGAGCGCUUCGGCGUGGAGGGCGGCGUGUUCCCGUGUCUCGCCCGGUUCCUGGGGGACGCCGAGGUGAUGCGCUGGGAGGGCUCCAACCCAUGA
Molecule: messenger RNA, 948 nt
Organism: Melozone crissalis (California towhee)
Lineage: Eukaryota; Metazoa; Chordata; Aves; Passeriformes; Passerellidae
Product: leucine-rich repeat LGI family member 4-like
Exons: 7
Coding region: 1-948 (315 amino acids)
Source: RefSeq, a predicted model, not a curated record